This is a messenger RNA of Serinus canaria (Common canary), 1881 nucleotides long. It is a transcript of the gene GPC5, whose product is annotated as glypican 5. The transcript is spliced from 10 exons. Bases 1 to 1881 code for a protein of 626 amino acids. Gene Ontology annotation, biological process: cell migration; regulation of protein localization to membrane; positive regulation of canonical Wnt signaling pathway. Lineage: Eukaryota; Metazoa; Chordata; Aves; Passeriformes; Fringillidae. The record is from RefSeq and is a predicted model, not a curated record. Gene Ontology annotation, cellular component: cell surface; plasma membrane; extracellular region.
AUGGGGGGGAAGCGCUUCUGCCUCGGCGUCCUGACCGUCGCCGUCCUGCUCCUGGCCGCCGCCUCGCAGGGUACGGAGCCGCCGCCGAGCUGCGAGGCUGUCCGGAAAGUUUUCCAGCUGCGGCGGCUCGGCCCGCUCGGCAGCGUCCCGGAGUUCCCGCGGGCAGGUGUUGAUCUCCAGGUUUGUACUUCUAAAAAUCCAACAUGCUGUACCAAAAAGAUGGAAGAAAGGUAUCAGAUUGCAGCAAAGCAAGAUAUACAGCAAUUGCUUCAAACAUCAAGUGCUACAUUAAAAUUUUUAAUAUCUCGUAAUGCAGCUGCUUUUCAAGAAACCUUUGAAAUGCUCAUCAGACUGGCUGAGAAUUACACCAGCACACUUUUCUGCAAUGCUUACAGAAACAUGGCUGCUGAGGCUGCUGUGCACGUGCAGGAGUUUUUCACAGAUGUUGGGCUCUUCUUAUUUGGCACAGACGCCAGCACAGAGGAAUUUGUGAACAGAUUUUUUGACACCCUGUUUCCAGUAGUCUACAACCAUGUAAUUAACCCUGGUCCGACUGACAUCUCCUUGGAGUACGCGGAGUGCCUCCGAGCGGCGAGAAGAGACCUCAGGCCCUUUGGCAACGUUCCCAAAAAGGCCGUAGGACAGAUGGGAAGAUCACUCUUACCCAGCCGGACUUUCCUGCAGGCUCUGAAUUUGGGGGUUGAACUGAUCAAUGCGACAGAUCACCUGCACUUCUCCAGAGACUGCAGCAGAGCUUUGCUGAGAAUGCAGUACUGCCCCCACUGCCAGGGGCUGAUGCUGAGCAAGCCCUGCCUGGGCUACUGCCUCAGCAUCAUCCGGGGCUGCCUGGCUGCCCUAGCAGAAGUUGAUCUCCACUGGCAGAAGUACAUCCAGGCCCUGGAGGAGCUCUCAGGAGCCCUGAGUGGAGCACAUGGCAUCGAGCACGUGCUGCUGAACUUCCAUUCCCUUGUCCACGACGCUCUGGUACAGGCUCGGAUCAAUGGGCCAGAGUUAUCUGAGCAGGUGAAUAAGGUAUGUGGUCCUCCUGUAAGGAAGCCUAAACAGUCUCCAGGUUGCUCCUUUGAUCAGAACAAAGAUAAUCGAGGCUUGAAGAUGUUCUCCAGAGACAGUGAACAAACACUCACCAACAGAAGAAAUGCAGAAGGAAACAGAAAUGAGAGAAUUGCAGGGAAUAAUUGCUCACUCCUGAUGUCUGGAGAAGAAAAGGUGCCUCUGAGCUUCAAAGGCACACCAUUCUUCUCAGUGGAGUUUGUCGGGCACCUGCGGCUGUACAGAGCCUUUUACGGCAGCCUGGCGGAUCAGCUGUGCGGGAAGGAGCUGGCAGCUGCCCAUGGGCUCCCCUGCUGGGAUGGAGAAGAUCUUGUAAGAAGCUAUACGCACCGAGUGGUUGGCAGUGGAAUCAAAGCUCAGUCUGCAAAUCCAGAAGUAAAAGUGAAAGGAACAGAUCCUGUAAUAAGUCAAAUUAUUGACAAGCUGAAACAUGUUAUUCAGCUGUUGCAGGGCAAAUCAUUUCCAAAACCUGACAAAUGGGAUCUCCAACAAACAGGAAGUGGUGGAGGUGUAGAUGAACAAAUCAGUGGUGAUUGUGAUGAUGAAGAUGGUUGUGGAGGAUCUGGAAGUGGAGAAUUCAAAAGAGUCCUGAAAAUUACAGAUCCAGGGAUGCCAGACAAGACGAACCUCAGUGACGUAAAGCAAAUCCAUCAAACCCACGAUGGCAGCACUUUAGACACAACUGGAGCAGGAUGUACAGCAAUGGCCGAUGACAUGACAUUUAUGCUGAUUAGUUUGGAAUCCGUCCACUAUCCCCAUGUCUCUCUUGUCAUUGUCCUUGAGAAAUCAGACCUGAAUAUAACACUGUAG